AUGUCUGUGAGUCCGACCGACAUCGCCAGCCUCCGUCAGCAGAUCGCCGACCUCGCGAAUAUUAUGUCUUCAAAACAAGACGUCCAAGUGAUGAAAGGCUCAGAUGGAAAUGUCUUGGGCAUCCAGGACUGCUUGGUCUUGAUUGAACGAAAAAUAAAAGCCCUAGAAGAUAAGACGAAUAUGAGUCUGUCAGCCCUGAAUGCCAAGAUCGAGCACACAAACGAACGGGUUGGUACUAUCGAUGCAAGAAUGUCCGACUACGUGUCAAAGCUCAAUGACAAGAUCGAUAACCAAUCACAGAUGAUGAAGGAUAUGUACAGUCUGAUCUCGAACAUGAACAAACGCGGGGAAAACCAGGUAGGGAGAUAUGAGGAGACAACGAGCGUUCUGCCGAAACCUCGUGAGAGAGUACCUGCCCCCGUACGAUCGACACAGUGGUCCUACACAAAAUUCGACUAUAAAAAUAAUGCUAAAGUAGUGGUAUUUGGUGUCCCGGAGGCUGAUACGACGACAGAAAAGGAAGAUGGGACUCCGAUAUUAAAACCAACAGUCAAAGAACAAGUGGAGAGUGCACUGACUCGAGCUGGAGCAAGAUGUGCUACUGAUUCAAUGCGUACAGCCAAGAGGCUCGGAGGCUCCGAGUCGGAGCGUACCGGUCUGAUAGAGAUUUGGAAUCUAGGCCGAGGCCAAUCUGCAUACAAUUCGCACAGCCAGAUGUGGCAAGUGAAUUUGUGA
Molecule: messenger RNA, 735 nt
Organism: Perkinsus marinus ATCC 50983
Lineage: Eukaryota; Perkinsozoa; Perkinsida; Perkinsidae
Exons: 1
Coding region: 1-735 (244 amino acids)
Source: RefSeq, a predicted model, not a curated record